This is a messenger RNA of Chlorocebus sabaeus (green monkey), 2832 nucleotides long. It is a transcript of the gene TES, whose product is annotated as testin LIM domain protein. The record is from RefSeq and is a predicted model, not a curated record. Gene Ontology annotation, molecular function: zinc ion binding. Lineage: Eukaryota; Metazoa; Chordata; Mammalia; Primates; Cercopithecidae.
UGGUAAUUUCAGUUUUAAUUCUUAAUAGGAUAAAGGAAAAAUGCACAUUAUAAAUCAAUGCUCUGUGUUGACAAAUAAUCAAGCAAGCAGAGUUGUAAGUAUUGGCUAAAAUGAAUUUUGGAUAUUUUUAGCUACCAAAUUUCUAGAGGCAAGGUAGACAUACAACUGGACCUGAAUAUCUGCAUUAUUGGGGAAUUUUUGUUUGUUUGUUUUAUAUUGUUUUGUUAUUUUUAAAAGUAGGUGUCAAAUUAUGUCACCUGCUGUCUGGGCAAUGUUAUUUUUUGACAUAACCACAAAUUGAAGAAAAUGGACCGCUCUUUUUCCUUACUCAACAUGCUCUGCUUCCAGCCCCAAACAUCUUUGAGAAGUUAUUUAGAUUCAUGAGCAAUGCCUCUGUCCCCAACAGGCUAAGACAUUAGGCAGGUCCCUGCACCUCUGGAGUCCUCAGUUCCCCGCAAAAUGAGGAAGCUAGACUAAGUAAUCUUAGGCUCCCUUCCGGACCCACCAAUCUGAAGGUAUCAGAAGCAAUUGCUCCUGAAUUGGGGCAUGAAAUGAGUUCAGCUCUGGUGCACCAAUGUGAUGACUCUGCGUCAUCAAAGCCUGAGCACGCCAUAGGCCUAGCACCAUUUCACACAGCACAAAGGGCAACCCUCUACUUCCAAAGGAAUAACACCUGUUUCUGAAGUGAUUCACAUCAUCUUUACUUUUGAACAACCCAAUGCUCAGGAAACAAUCUAAGAAUCUUCACUGACGUUAGGGAUGUAAUAUGCGGUUCCUUGACAGUAUUUGGGAUUUUGGAGAAAAGCAAUCGAGGAAAGGGCAUCUCCACAACGCAAUAGUGAAUUUAGUGCCCAAGGUCCAUCACAGGAAUGCCUAACGAUCCCUACAAUCUCUCUCUUUCUCUUUUUCUUUUUUUUUUUUUUUCUCUCUUUGCUCUGAAAAUAAACUGAGAAGUUAGUUUGAAAAUAAACUGAGAAGUUGGGAUACCUAUUCCCCUUGACCCAGAUAAAAAGUCCUGGGCAAACACAGGUACAAAUUGCCAAAAUGGAAAAAGUUCUGCUCUAUCUUCAGCUAGAGAGAGGCUGGAUCCCAGCUCUUUAGAAGCGGCCCGUGGACGCCCAGAGUAUCCUCCGGGGACCAGGUCAGGGUCCCCGAGCUUGCCCCGCAGGGCGCCGCCCCGGACGCGGCCCCGCCCUUCACCUUGCCAGCGCCGAGCUCGGGCCGCGAAGGUGCGUGCGGCGCUCGGUGAUUGGCGGCGGCCCGGGGCUGCCCGGCUGCCAUUGGCUGCCGGGCCCUCUUUGUUCCCGGGUCCCUGCCGCAGGCCGGCUGCGGCGGACUGGGCGGCGGAAGUUCGACGGCGCCGGUCGAGUGGCUGCUGGGCGGCGGCGUGGGAGUUCCGCAGGUUUCCCGUGUCCGCAGCGGAACCGGAGGCCAGCUGAGCCCGGCUGUGGGAUCCCGGACUGGAGGAGGAGGGGACCCAUAGGACGCAUAAACAUGGACCUGGAAAACAAAGUGAAGAAGAUGGGCUUAGGUCACGAGCAAGGAUUUGGAGCCCCUUGUUUAAAAUGCAAAGAAAAAUGUGAAGGAUUCGAACUGCACUUCUGGAGAAAAAUAUGUCGUAACUGCAAGUGUGGCCAAGAAGAACAUGAUGUCCUCUUGAGCAAUGAAGAGGAUCGAAAAGUGGGAAAACUUUUUGAAGACACCAAGUAUACCACCCUGAUUGCAAAACUAAAGUCAGAUGGAAUUCCCAUGUAUAAACGCAAUGUUAUGAUAUUGACCAAUCCAGUUGCUGCCAAGAAGAAUGUCUCCAUCAAUACAGUUACCUAUGAGUGGGCACCUCCUGUCCAGAAUCAGGCAUUGGCCAGGCAGUACAUGCAGAUGCUACCCAAGGAAAAGCAGCCAGUAGCAGGCUCAGAGGGGGCACAGUACCGGAAGAAGCAGCUGGCAAAGCAGCUCCCUGCACAUGACCAGGACCCUUCAAAGUGCCAUGAGUUGUCUCCCAGAGAGGUGAAGGAAAUGGAGCAGUUUGUAAAGAAAUAUAAGAGCGAAGCUCUGGGAGUAGGAGAUGUCAAACUUCCCUGUGAGAUGGAUGCCCAAGGCCCGAAACAAAUGAACAUUCCUGGAGGGGACAGAAGCACCCCAGCAGCAGUGGGGGCCAUGGAGGACAAGUCUGCUGAGCACAAAAGAACUCAGUAUUCCUGCUAUUGCUGCAAACUGAGUAUGAAAGAAGGCGACCCCGCCAUUUAUGCCGAAAGGGCUGGCUAUGAUAAACUGUGGCACCCAGCUUGUUUUGUCUGCAGCACCUGCCAUGAACUCCUGGUUGACAUGAUUUAUUUUUGGAAGAAUGAGAAGCUAUAUUGUGGCAGACAUUACUGUGACAGCGAGAAACCCCGAUGUGCUGGCUGUGACGAGCUGAUAUUCAGCAAUGAGUAUACCCAGGCAGAAAACCAGAAUUGGCACCUGAAACACUUCUGCUGCUUUGACUGUGAUAGCAUUCUAGCUGGGGAAAUAUACGUGAUGGUCAAUGACAAGCCCGUGUGCAAGCCCUGCUAUGUGAAGAAUCACGCUGUGGUGAGAAGUGUUCUAAGGAGAUGGUUUUGCCUCAGCCUGCUUUAGGACUUGAGUUUUUACUUUUCUUAAAGCCUCUUACAAAUGGGAAACAGAAAGCACUCCUCCUAAGUAGAAAGCAAAUUAUCUACCACAGGGUGUUAAAAUCAAGGCAGUUCAAAAACAGUACAGGCAUUGACUAUGAGCCACCUCAAGAUUUCUACUUGUGAAGUUUAUAGUAUCAAUUAUAGGUACUGCUUAGUAAUAAAAUCCUCACUUAAAAAA